This is a messenger RNA of Hyaena hyaena (striped hyena), 1609 nucleotides long. RefSeq names its product Dexi homolog (gene DEXI). Lineage: Eukaryota; Metazoa; Chordata; Mammalia; Carnivora; Hyaenidae. The record is from RefSeq and is a predicted model, not a curated record. The coding region runs from base 452 to 739 and encodes 95 amino acids. The transcript has 2 exons.
CGCGGCGGCCGCAGCCAUGGGCGCUGAGCCUGUGGGGGCGCACAGGGGGCGCGAGGCUCUGCCGGGCGGAGCUGACGCGACAGCCGCCGGGACUGGCCCUCGGCGCUGAGCCGCGGUGGGGUUCCCGCUUGCGCUGCGAGGGCCCUUGAGCGCGAGCGGGGCGCGUCGGAGGAGCCGGGCAGCCGCCGGCCGCCGGCCGCCUCGGGGGGGGGGCCCGCCUGGCCGCCUGGAGGAUCGAGAGGGUCGUGUGGGCACAUCUGAGGGUGCGUGGACCCCGCCGGGCACUUUUCAGGGGCCAGGGAGCGUCCGCAGGGGCCGCCGCACACCGGCGGGGGUCGAGCCCCCGGGGCGUCCCUGGAUGGCUGAGCUGCCCCCUUGUCGGCCGCCCGGGCGCCGCAGCGGCUGAGAGCGCUGGGAUCGCCGGGCCGCCGCCGCCCUCGCCGCCCCCUGCAUGCCCGGCGCCCGGGUCGCGGCCCACCUGGACGCGCUGGGCCCCCUGGUCCCCUACGUGCCGCCGUCGCUGCUGCCCUCUAUGUUCUACGUGGGCCUGUUCUUCGUCAAUGUGCUGAUCCUGUACUACGCCUUCCUCAUGGAGUACAUUGUGCUCAACGUGGGCCUCGUCUUCCUGCCCGAGGACAUGGACCAGGCACUCGUGGACCUCGGCGUGCUCUCCGACCCCGGCUCGGGUCUCUACGAUGCCGACUCGGAGCUCGAUGUCUUCGACGGUUACUUGGAGUAGCCUUGGCUCCCGACCUCCCCUCCCCCCCCUCCAACGACCCGCAACCCUCGGCCUGGACCUGCCUCCCAAAUCAUGCCGCCGCUGCUGAUUGGGGGCAUCGUGUGGCCAGGGAUGGGACCCCCCAGGACGAGGCCCUCGCUGGCCUCCAAGACCUGCCUGCUUCCCCCAAGAGCUCCGUGCCAACAGAGAGGUUUCCGUCCGGACCUGGCAGAGAGGGGCAGAGAGAUGGAGACUGAGAGCCAAGGCCCAGAAGGCCUGUGCCCCUGUCCCCUCUCCCCUCUGGGAAAGGCAGGGGCGGCCGGAGACCUCCCCGCCCGCCCACAGUGUCGCACAAGCGGCCUUGCCUUGGCUUCCGUCCUUUCGCCCUUUCGCAGCAGCAGCGACGGAUGUUUACAGGAACCCAGCCAGAGUCUGCCUCCCCGCUCUUCACCCUCUUCACCCCUGCCGGCUCCUGCUUCUCCACACCCCGUCUCCCGCCAGGAUGCUUCACGCUGCGGACACGACACGACUUGCUGCGAAAGCCGCUCGCGGCUCCCGGUCAAGGCCAGCGGAGCCCCAGGCCCGGCCGGAUUUGGCCCCGAGGCUGGUCUUAGAUGCAGUGACCAUGUCAGGGAGUAAGUCAGAGGGGAAAGAGGCCAAGGGACGCGGCGGGGGCUGAGGCUCGGUCCAACUUACUCAUUUCAAGUUACUCGUUCUGCAAAAAAGGUGCCAGUACUGAUACAUCAUGGCGGGGGAGCGCCUCGCUGCUCCACUGGCCAGAAAUAGUUUUGAAAAUGGGAGUGGCAGGAAUACUUGAUGUCGAUAAGCCUGUGAAAGCAAUACUUAGGAAGCUGACUUCUUUCAAUUAAAAAAUGUACGCAACUAACUCCA